Stylonychia lemnae is the source of this 522-nucleotide messenger RNA. The record is from the annotation of a GenBank genome assembly. NCBI's taxonomy places the organism in Eukaryota, Ciliophora, Spirotrichea, Sporadotrichida, Oxytrichidae.
AUGAACAAGGUCAUUCUUCUCCUUAUCGGAUUAGUUGCUAGCGUAUCUGCUGCCCACAAACUCGAGAUCAGUGCUGCUCACUUCCUCAAGGCUGCCAGAAACAACCCAUUCUCAUUCGUCAAGGGAUACCUUUCAGCUUCCCACCCAAAUCUCCAAGGUCCAGUUACAUGGGGAACUUGCGCUUCAGAUGGUGGAUUCAAGGUUGAUCUAACCCAAACCCACUCAGACCCAACUCUCCCAAUCAAGGGUAAAGAUGUCACUCUUGACCUUGAUGGAACCUUCACUGAUGAUGCUGAGGUUGAUGGAGUCAACGUCUUUGUCACCUGGAACAAGACCCCACUUUACACCAACGAUUUCCCAAGAAAGAACCCAGAAUCUGCUGGAGACCCAUACGAAGACAAAAUCACCUGGAACAUUCCCUCAUUCGCUCCAAGUGGUCACUACUCAGUCCAAGUUAGAGUUCACGAUGGUGAGACCAAGCCAAAGAACUACGGUUGCAUCACUGCCGACUUCGACCUCUGA